Molecule: messenger RNA, 1962 nt
Organism: Desarmillaria tabescens
Lineage: Eukaryota; Fungi; Basidiomycota; Agaricomycetes; Agaricales; Physalacriaceae
Exons: 20
Coding region: 1-1779 (592 amino acids)
Biological process (GO): secondary metabolic process
Molecular function (GO): CoA-ligase activity
Source: RefSeq, a predicted model, not a curated record
AUGGCGGAUGCUAAAAUACAAACCCCGCGCUGCUCUAUCAAGGAAGCCGACAGAAUACUCACAGGACCGGGAAGUUUGCUCGAAAUUGAAACUCGAGUCAUUGACGGGAGGGUCUUGAAAGUCUGGAAGAAUCUCUGGCCAUCCUUGCGGCACCUCUUUUUGUACUCGACCAAGAAGCACGUGGACAAAAUCUAUAUAGUAUACGAGAAAGAGCGUCACACAUACCAGGACAUAUUAGAGAAGGCAGUCAAAUGUUCCGCCAUUUUGAGAGAUGUUUAUGGCAUUAAGAAAGGGGAUCGAGUAACCAUCUGCUCCCGAAAUUGUCCUACUUACUUGGUCGUGUUUUGGGCUUGUCAUCUUCUGGGUGCCGUCAUCGCUCUUGUGAACAUGUGGCUGCCAUUGGAGCCGCUCCGACACUGUAUUAUGCUCACAAAGUGCACACUGAUCAUCCUUGACACCGAGCGAGCUGAUAUGGUCGAACCGAUUGGUGCUGAGCUUAGGCUCGCAUGUGGUGCAUCAAGAUAUCUUGUCCUUGAGGAUCACGAGGGAAAAGGCCAUUGGGAAGGUAUGGACGUUUGGAGUAGAGUCUUCUCCGAAUACGAUGGAGAUCCCGGGAAUGUGCUCAGUGACGAUCCUCAAAUCUCACCGGAAGAUGAUGCGGCGAUUACUUUCACGUCAGGGACCACCGGCUUACCAAAGGGUGUCUUGAGCUCGCAACGUGCACUAUUGACUCCCCUAUUCAAUGCGGCUUCGUUGAUAGGGAGAGAUUGUCUUCGACGAGGGGAGUCAUUCCCUCCGACACCUAGCGCAGGUCCUCAGGAAGGUUCGCUGGUUCCGAGGAUACUAUCGCUGACCUCUUCAGUUUUCUCAACUAUGCAUUGUGCUGUUCAAGGAAUCAAGAUUGUUUUAACACGCACAUGGAAUGUACAUGAAGGCAAGAAUCGACUUCCUGCAGAACUGUGUAAAACGGAGAAUAUCAUUCGGCUCGCCGGUUCACCUUUAACCAUCAGAGAGCUCGCUGAGAGCGCGAUAUGCAAAACUUCAAUAAAAAGGAUAUCAUAUGGAGGUACUCCCAUUGCACCGUCUCACCUUCAAAGAUGUAGACAAGCAUUUCCUCUCGCCACCGUCUUUCAAACAUAUGGUCUAACCGAGACGAAUACUGGCGCGGUAGGCUUCGGUGGACCGGAUUACGAUGCGAGGCUAGAUAGCUGUGGUUUCGUGCUUCCUGUCAGUGAGAUUCUGAUAAUGAAAGAUGGUGCUAAAGCUGCGCCGGGAGUGGUGGGAGAGAUUUGGCUUCGUGGUCCGAAUGUGAUGAAAGGGUAUUACGGUGACGAAGCUACUACUGAUCAAGUCCUUACUAAAGACGGAUGGCUGAUGACCGGCGAUCUUGGACGGAUAGACGAAGGUGGUUAUGUUUACAUCACGGACAGGAUCAAAGAUAUCAUCAUCAGGGCUAGUUAUAAUAUUGAUUCGGUUUCCGUCGAGAAUGCCCUAUACACCGAACCGGGUGUAUUGGAAGCGGCAGUAGUUGGCGUACCUGACGAAUAUGUGGGGGAAUUGCCUGUAGCAUUGGUGACCCUCAAGUCUGGGUAUGGUGGAUUAGUCGAUGAGGAGAAACUCACGGCGACUGCUGAGAAACUGUUACCCAAAUAUGCUGUUCCAGUGAUGAUUGUUCUGUAUGGUCGUGGAUUUGAUCACACAGCUCUUGGGAAGAUUAUCAAAAAGCCGUUGAGGGUCAUAGCCCAGAGGGAGUGGGAAAAGAGGUCGAGGAAAGAAUAGGCUAACCUUCUGGUUAUGAAAUAUUUAGAGCGGUGCUGUUCGUUCGGCACUUGUGAAUACAUUAUAUGCGGCUUUAAAGUAUGAAUGGUAAACAUCGUCGUACAGUAUAUAGUAUCUUGUAAUGUAACCUAAACAAUCAAAGCUUGCCAAAACUGAUAUGUUAGUAUCAGCUCUUGACUCUCA